GUUGCUCUUUUAUAAUAUACAUCUUUAACACUUUAUCUUCUUUAUCUGUGGAUAUUCAAUUACCUUUAGGAUUGGCAUUGGUGAAAGAAGGGAUAACAAUGUCAUAGAUCCAAGAUCUAUCACCCAACUCUCAUGGCAACCAAGGAUUUUUCUCUAUGAGGGCUUUCUCUCCGACGAGGAAUGCGAUCACCUCAUCUCCCUGUCGAAGGGUAAGCUUAAAAAAUCUACAGUCAUAGAGGGCUACGGUGGUGAGAGCAAGCUUAGCACCGCGCGAACUAGUUGGGACAUGUUCCUAAAGCCAGGUCAGGUAAAUUACUAGCUCAAUUUCUCCGAUGUCAUUAUGAUCCAUUGUUUACAUCAUUUUGGUUGUUUUUUCCUUUGCUGUAAGCAAAUAGUGUUUUCAUUGGUCGCCAAAGAUACACUUAGAUGGCGCUCGUGCUAUUUCUCAUCGCGAACAUGGUUGUUAUCGGCUAACCAAAUGCCGGUAUAUCAUUCAUGUUCUGCGCCCUUUAGAAUGCCUAAUGCACUGAUCUCGUAACCAAAACAUCGAUUUCGUCAGCUGGAUAUAUAAAGCAUCUGCUAGUGAAUCCAUAAUCUCUCAUCAUUCAAUCCUGUAUUUCGUGUUCUUCGCCACGUCGAUGAGCCAUUUUAUAAUGUGAUUAUCAAGAGCAGCAAGUAGCUUGCGAAUUUACCAUGUCUAAGGUGUAGACUAUCAUCAUUUUCCUCUGCAUUUCCAAGGAUGAAAUUGUUCGUCGAGUUGAGAGCAGAGUCGCUGCUUGGACCUUCCUCCCAGUAGAGAACGGCGAGGCCAUACAAAUACUCCGUUACGAGAAGGGCCAACUGUUUGUGCCGCACGUCGAUUACUUUAAAGAUGUAAAAGGGAACAAAAAGGGAAAUCGAGUCGCGACAGUACUCAUGUACCUAGCUAAUGUUGCACAAGGCGGGGAGACAGUCUUCACGAAAGCAGCGGCGAAUCGACAAAGGAAAGGUGAUUCUCUCGCUUUCUGUGCUUCAACAGGUUUUUCAGUGAAACCGAAGAAAGGCGAUGCCGUGUUGUUCUUCAGCCUGCAUCCGAACGGCACUUUGGAUGGAUCAAGUAUGCAUGGGAGCUGCCCAGUAAUAGCAGGGGAGAAGUGGACUGCGACGAAAUGGAUCCAUUUGACACCCUUCAGUUUUCUCUCGUCGAGUAGACGGAGCAAGGAAUGCGAAGAUGAGAACGAGUCCUGCGCGCGAUGGGCCGCGAAAGGCGAGUGUGAGAAGAAUCCUGAGUACAUGGUAGGCACUGAGGAGUCUCAGGGUUACUGCAGGAAGAGUUGCAAGGUGUGUUCUUGAGUAGAUCAAAGAAGUUUGGCUUGGUGUGAUGGUUUUUAUUGAAUUCCAAAGACAUUUAAGAGAAAGAUUAGUUAUCAUCUAAUCUCACUAGUUUCGCUAAAAGAUAAUUCCAAAUUAAUCUGAUAGAAAAUUG
Messenger RNA from Ananas comosus (pineapple), 1465 nucleotides. RefSeq names its product probable prolyl 4-hydroxylase 7. Gene Ontology annotation, cellular component: endoplasmic reticulum. Gene Ontology annotation, biological process: peptidyl-proline hydroxylation to 4-hydroxy-L-proline. Gene Ontology annotation, molecular function: procollagen-proline 4-dioxygenase activity. Bases 916 to 1332 code for a protein of 138 amino acids. The record is from RefSeq and is a predicted model, not a curated record. The transcript is spliced from 6 exons. Lineage: Eukaryota; Viridiplantae; Streptophyta; Magnoliopsida; Poales; Bromeliaceae.